AUGGAAAUGGAAGAACUACAUGCAGCAGCCUUAGCCUACUAUUCCAAUGGUUCUCCGGAACUUCAGCGUCUGGCAUGGUCUUUCUUCCAAUCCAUGGACACAAAUAACGACGGCCGAAUCAGCUCCUCAGAGUUUUAUGAAUUUCUGCAUCAAAGCGGUUACAGCUGGAUCAUCAACGACCCCAGUUUCUUCAUGAAACUAGAUCGAAACCGCGACGGUGGCCUGGAUUUUUAUGAAGUGCUCACCUUCUACUACAUCGUCAAAACGAGGAACAUCUUUUGCCAAGGGUGUAGAGUGUACCUUUGUGGCUUGUAUUUCACCUGCGUUGCUUGCUUUGAUGUAGGAGCUGACCAUCAUCAGGGCACCUAUGAUCUCUGUGCUGCCUGCUACAGCAUCAGGAAUUUUUAUCACCACCAUACGUAUUUCUUGGACAACCAUGUCUUGCUGCGCUCCAAAAGAGGCCUCCCUCCUUGUGCUAGACCCGAUCUCAAUCAGGCAAUGACUCCAGUUCCACAGCCUCUGGUGAUUUAUAACAAUUACUACUUUCAAGCACCUGAAAGGAAUAAAUGGUUUCAAGCAUAUCGUCUAUUUGAGAUUGCUGUUGCUGCUGCAAGUAUUGCUGCCAAUUGUACAAUUAUGUAAUGUUAUUACAAAAUGGGAUGCCUAUAUUGGAUCCCCAGAAAGUGGGAAGAUAUAGGAACAAUCACCGAUCAUAG
This is a messenger RNA of Prunus avium (sweet cherry), 716 nucleotides long. RefSeq lists its product as uncharacterized. Lineage: Eukaryota; Viridiplantae; Streptophyta; Magnoliopsida; Rosales; Rosaceae. The record is from RefSeq and is a predicted model, not a curated record. Gene Ontology annotation, molecular function: calcium ion binding.